Giardia duodenalis is the source of this 2652-nucleotide messenger RNA. RefSeq lists its product as uncharacterized. Bases 1 to 2652 code for a protein of 883 amino acids. The record is from RefSeq and is a predicted model, not a curated record. Gene Ontology annotation, biological process: Golgi to plasma membrane transport; exocytosis. The transcript has a single exon. NCBI's taxonomy places the organism in Eukaryota, Fornicata, Diplomonadida, Hexamitidae. Gene Ontology annotation, cellular component: plasma membrane; exocyst. Gene Ontology annotation, molecular function: phosphatidylinositol-4,5-bisphosphate binding.
AUGCCCUCUCCCUCCGGCCCGCAUCUCCUUCCCUCCGGACACAAGUCUCAGUUGGUUCAGCUCGCGGACGAGCUGGAGCUUGCUAACGAACACCUACUGCUGGGGAUCUUCGCCAUUAAUAAGGACACUAAUGCUGAUCUUCAGCGUGUUGUUAUGGAGGCUGUGCAUCUGAGUACAGGUAUUGCAAAUAUUGGGGACUCCGUCACCCUGGCGGCGCUCCGGGGCCGCGAGCACCAUGCCAAUAUCUACAACGUUAAGACGAAACAGCAAGCCAAUACAACAGAAUCAGAGAAGCAGCAAAUGAUACGCAUUCUCGAGGCCGUUGAUCAUAUUCUUACUGUCGCAGAUAACCUAUUAAAAGAUCUGCAAGCAUAUAGACAUGGAGCAGAUAGGCAGUUUGAGUUGUCGAUUAUUGAGGCGUCUCAAAGCUAUUUUGAAGCAAUGCAUAGCUACGCAGAGGAAUUCCCCGGGUUUGACACCUUUGUUGUUGUCUCUCGUUCACAUGCCCAGAUCAAAGAUGCUAUUAGAACCUUUGUACAAGCGCUGACCAUGCGACUUAUAAAGGCCAUUUGUAACGAGUUUGCGGUCAUUAUUGCUACACGUAAGCGAUGCAAGGUUAAGGAUAUAAAAAGCUACUUUGAUGUUGCAUCCUUUCGUGAGAUGUUGUUCUCUGAUGCAGCUUCCAUAUCUUUUCUAAAAGAGUUAGAUCCUGCCAGUUAUAGCCUUGUGCGAGCAGCUGUGAUACUAGUACUUUAUGAACUAGCGCGUGGAAGCAUAUCCUUCUUAGAGGACAACAUGCAUGAGGGCAUUGCAGCACCAGAUAUAAAUCUACUCAGAGGCCUAGGACUUAAGAUAUAUGAACUAUCCUAUAGCACCAUUUGUUAUCCGGACAGUGUACCUAUCGAUCGUAGAGUUGCUGCGGAGAGAGAAGCCCAAACAAAAUCGGGGAGGCACUCUAACUCGACUGUGAAUACGGUACAACUGCAUCAUUCCACCUAUGCAAAUAACCUUCUCAAAGAUGGCUGUGAAUACUUAGAUCGCGCGCUAGGAUAUUACUUCUUGGCUGUAACCAUAUACAUAUAUCAUACACGAGAUAUCUUGCUAUCAGUUUUUUUCUCUAGUAACCCAAAGGAAAAUUCAGAGCCCAGACACGGCACGAAAGAGAUCCACGAAAUCGAAAGAUUUACUGUUGUAUUGGAUGCUGUCUUAAAUGAGCAACUUUCCUCUCGUGAGUCUCUGGAGGUUGCUAUACAAAAACUCAGUGCAAACGGAAGUAACAAAUUGUUAACAGAUCUCUCUACGAUUGACGCUUGCCUCGGAACCAUUUUCUACCCCGUUCUAGAUUAUAAAAUGCUCCAUGCAGAAAUAAAAUACUUCUCAACCUUAGAUUUUACCAGAAGUCAAUCCUAUCGUAACACACUAAAAUGGGUUAAGGAUGUUCCUGAGGCCUAUUUCUCUUCAGUCCGGACUAGACCUCUCAGUCAUGUUCUCGAAGGCGUUCUGACGUCCAACCCUCUCUAUGGGUUCGCUCUUUACAUGCAGAUAGAUCAUGCUCUGUCAAUAGCGUGCACCCUUGAUUGCGACCUUAUGAUACUUUUGCUGUCCAGCGCCCUGCAGACCAUCGAGUCCCACGUCGUGUCCUUCACGGAUACUUUUCAUGCACACUUAUCAAAACAGCAGCCAACGAUCAAGCAAGCCGGUGUCUUUCCCGGUACCAUUUACACGUGCACACUGCUCUCUGCAAUACAUGCUAUGUAUUGUUCUGCUACCCUCACCGUCAAGACGCUCUCAGCGAGCUCCCCUGCGUACAGUAGUCUGUUUAGCUCAUUGUCAGCUUUCCUUCCGUCAGAUCGCGCUGGGAGCAUUACUUUUACUCAGCCAGAUAUUGAAGAAAGUACAUUCCCGAUGACAUUUAAGCUUGACUCCGGACACAUGUCGCUGCUCAAGCUUAUAACAAACCCGUACAUGCUUAUCGUUGAAAGAUUUGAGGCGUGGCUUGAUUCUAUUAUAGUAGCAGAUAAAGCAAAUACUGAAAAGUACCGGAACAUUGCUACCAUUGAAAACUUGUCAUUUCUUAUAUACUUCUGUGACAGUCUUUUAGAGCACAACUUCAGCACAUCCAUACAGAUGUCUUUGAAGACUAAAAUAGAUAUUUUGCUAUCUGAGUAUAUAGAAGAGAAUAUUAGGUACAAGUUCUGCGAUAAUUCUUCCAAAGACUUCUCCUGGGUUCAGGUUGUCGAUAAGAUUGAAGAGGUUAUAGCCGGAGGGAUCCAGCCAACCGACGUACCCACCCAGACAGGACUAGCACAUAAGGAUGUAGAGAAAGCAAUAAAGACAUGCAACUCAACCAUCAAGAAGCACUUUUCGGAUACCAUGGACCGAUUUUUCAAGCAUAUAAACCUCAAGGCGGCCAUUGCAAAUUGCUCGUCCAUCGUUGCUGUUGCGCGUAUCAAGGAUGGAACAAUAGGCCUUCUGAAGCAAGUCAGUGAUGCACUCUUUGAAAGUAUAAAAAGAAGAUAUUCCCUUUUCCUUGACUAUUCCGAAAGAUGCUACGUUCCAUCGUUACGAAGCAAGUUUUCAUUGUCAUUAGAAGAUCUGAGGAAGUAUUACGAAGGGGAGUUUGAGAAGCUGAAGAAGACUCUCCCCAACUAA